Messenger RNA from Mus caroli (Ryukyu mouse), 713 nucleotides. Lineage: Eukaryota; Metazoa; Chordata; Mammalia; Rodentia; Muridae. The record is from RefSeq and is a predicted model, not a curated record.
UUCUCCUUGUGGCCCUACUGUGUGCAGGAAGAGCUCAGGGACUGCUGUGCUACCAGUGCGAAGGAGUCCCAUUCGAGACUUCCUGCCCAUUAGUUUCCUGCCACUUCACUGAUGGAUUCUGCAUUGCUCAAAACGUAGAAAUGGUUGACGGCUCUCAAAGAAUGAAACUAAAGAACCUUCGGUGCCUUGCUUUCUGCCCUGCUGAUGUGCCAAUCAGGGAUCCUAACAUCAAGGAGAACUCUUUCUGUUGCAAGGAAGACUUCUGCAAUGCAGCAGUUCCCACUGGAGGAAUCCAGGGUCUCGUGCAUGUGAAGAAGCAUCAUCAAGCCACACAUCAGCACAGGGCACUUCCAAGGAGCACUUGCUUGUGGUGGGGAAGCCCAGGAGAUGAGCAAUCAAUGGUUAUAAAAUUCAUCCUGGUCAGAGAUAUCCUUUGUAUUUUACAACAGCCUGAGUGACUAUCUAAUCUUGGGACCAGGCCAACUCUGACACCAGUAGUCAUUACAUUCACCUCAAUCCAGUUAUUCUUCCUAUAUCAUUAUCUUGAGCAUUGUUUCUAAGUCAACCAGAAACCAUCUUAUGGAUGAAGCUGUAUGUAAAUAUCUUCAAUGUCAACAUGUAUUAAGUUUUACUGUACUCAUGGAGCUGAGUUGAUCAUUAGCUGAAUACUUCUUCCAAAUGUGUGCUGUGCUUAACUAAAUAUGGACAAAAUA